AUGUUUGACUAUUACACGAAGUUUCUUGACGGCGUCAGACAAGAAUGCGCGUCGGAUACUUCGUGCAAGAAGAAUGUGGACGAGGCAGAAGCGGCCAGAAAGAAUAUACUCAACGUGACGCGAACAAUUCACGAAGAUUUCCGAGAAAAAUUCAACGCCUCCGUAGAAAGCUUCCUGUUGCUCUCUCCUAUUCAGACUGAGUUCGACGACAUAGACCGCAAUGACUUGGGCAGGAUCAAGAAAAUAAACUUCUUGGAAUCAGCUGUGCUCUCUACACGCUACCCCAACGUGUCCAGCAUGGGUGUCCUCGGCAGCCUGAGUCCGUAUGACGUAGUCUUUGCCACUGGGUGAGUUUUCCAUAAGUGCACUGCAUAGUAUAGCACAAAUACAAUUGUUAUUUAUUUCUAUUUCAUCUGGCGUUUACCAUCUGCCAUGGCAUUAAUGACGUAAUCGGGAAGUGUCAGGUCACUUAAGCAAUUUGUCAGUGAACCAGUUGAUCAUACAUAAGGGACAAC
Dermacentor andersoni is the source of this 515-nucleotide messenger RNA. RefSeq lists its product as uncharacterized. Lineage: Eukaryota; Metazoa; Arthropoda; Arachnida; Ixodida; Ixodidae. The record is from RefSeq and is a predicted model, not a curated record.